Bufo bufo (common toad) is the source of this 1105-nucleotide messenger RNA. It is a transcript of the gene RP9, whose product is annotated as RP9 pre-mRNA splicing factor. The transcript is spliced from 7 exons. Bases 94 to 753 code for a protein of 219 amino acids. Lineage: Eukaryota; Metazoa; Chordata; Amphibia; Anura; Bufonidae. The record is from RefSeq and is a predicted model, not a curated record. Gene Ontology annotation, biological process: RNA splicing.
GUGAUAUUGUGACGUCAGGAAGCCCUUACGGGGUAUAGGAUUUAGCCUUUACCGACGUGCUAUUGGAGGAUUACAACAUCCGGGAAGUACAAAAUGUCCCAUAGAAGGAAAGAAGAAAGAAGACGCAGGAGCGAAGACGAUUGGCCUGUGACACCUGGGAGCAGUAGUGGCAGCCAUCAUGGUGACAGAAAAAGGAGAAGGAGCAGUAGUGGUAGUAUCCAUACCACACAGGAGAUACAGAAGAUCAAGCAUGUCGAGAUCUUCUAUGAGAAACCUCCGCCAGGACUAAUUAAGGAAGAUGAACCAAAACCUGAAGAUGUUAUUCCUGAUCUGCCUGGCAAUGAACAUGCCAGAGAUUUCCUUGCCCAUGCUCCUACCAAGGGACUAUGGAUGCCUUUGGGCAAAGAAGUGAAGGUUAUGCAGUGUUGGAGAUGUAAGCAGUACGGUCACAGAACUGGCGAUCGUGAGUGUCCCUAUUUCAUCAAAGGCAAUCAAAAGAUUGAGCAGUUUAGGGUGGCUCAUGAAGACCCAAUGUAUGGCUUACUAAAGGAGAAAGCAGAUGAAGAAAAACAGAUGAGGAUUCAGCAGUUGAAAAAACUGCUCGAAGAUUCAACAUCUGAAGAAAGCAGUAACAGCAGCAGUAGUUCAAAUGAUUCCCCCAAAAAACGGAAGAAGAAAAAAAAGAAAAAAGACAAAAAGAAGAAAAAGAAAAGAAAACGCAAAUCUUCCCAUAGGGACUCAGAUUCAGACUAAGGCCUUGUUCACACAGUCAGUAUUUUGGUCAGUGAUUUCCAUCAGUGAUUGUGGUCCAAAAACACAGAACAGAUCUUUCCAUUAUACCUUAUCUCUGUGUAAGCUCCACUCCUGCUAACAAUCACUGAGGUGUGAACUGGGUCUGAAUAUGUAAAAGAAGAACACUCUUUGCAUAUAUUCUUUCUGGAAGAAUAGUCAGUACAUGGGGAGAUUAACCUCUCUGUGGUAUUAGCAGAAGACUUCACAUUUACAUUGUGUGUAAAAUAAAGUGGUCUGCAAGUAAUCAGGACUGGGAGCUGGUGGUCCAUAUGUCCAACAAGUAAGGUUAUUCAAUAAACCUGUGUAAAUAACA